AUUAAAAUUUCUCCCCCUUCCAGAACAAUAUGCACUUCAGUGUGUAUGUCGAGAAAAGAAAAGAAAAAGCAAAUUCUUUUACGCGCUUCACGCCAACACCAAGUUACGAUCUCUCUCUCUGUGACGAUUAUAUUCACCAAGAGGAAAGCCGGCGUACGUGCCGACUCCGUAAGACUGACGAUUGCGAUGCGAGAUAUGGAAAUGUUCGGCCGGUUGAAGGACCGACGAUGGUGCGACAUUCUACGAUCGACCGGAGCAAUCGUUUUGGAGAUGUCUGGCCGACGUUGCCUUUAAAUAGAAGCGGCGUAAUCGAGCUCUCAAACAUUUCCAAAAUUUUCAUCGAAGAUCGCAAAAUCUGGCGGACUCGUCAACCGAAGGAAAAGAAAAAAAAAAAGAAACAAGCGCGCACACUCAAUUUUACAUCGUACAUAAUUACAGACGAAACAAACGGUUUUGCACGAUCGAGAUACUGAAAACGAAUCAAAUACGAAUGUCACA
This is a messenger RNA of Pogonomyrmex barbatus (red harvester ant), 498 nucleotides long. RefSeq lists its product as uncharacterized. The record is from RefSeq and is a predicted model, not a curated record. NCBI's taxonomy places the organism in Eukaryota, Metazoa, Arthropoda, Insecta, Hymenoptera, Formicidae.